Messenger RNA from Abrus precatorius (Indian licorice), 1095 nucleotides. RefSeq names its product anaphase-promoting complex subunit 10. Gene Ontology annotation, cellular component: anaphase-promoting complex. The record is from RefSeq and is a predicted model, not a curated record. Lineage: Eukaryota; Viridiplantae; Streptophyta; Magnoliopsida; Fabales; Fabaceae. The transcript has 6 exons. Gene Ontology annotation, biological process: anaphase-promoting complex-dependent catabolic process; protein K11-linked ubiquitination. The coding region runs from base 215 to 793 and encodes 192 amino acids.
AAAUUGUGGUUACUUGAUACGCGAGACGAGCAACUUUGGUCGUCCCUUCACUCAGUCUUGAGCUUAAAUUAAACUUUUGUUUUGUUUUUGUUGUUGGUUCUUCAGUUAAGUUCUUCUUCUCCAUUUCAUCUGCGUUUCCUCAACUCUCAUCUCUGGUUUUGGCGGUGAAAUAAAGAAAGGGGGAAAAGAGAGGGAUAGGGUUUGAGAUAGAGAAAUGGCCGCAGAAUCAUCGGAGGGCGAAGAAGAAGGAAAGUUGAACGGAGGGAACAAAUUGCUCAUAGUGGAUGACGACUUAACGGAAAUGGGAAAGAAGGCCGCUUGGAGCGUCAGUUCCUGCAAACCCGGUAACGGCGUUUCCUCGCUCCGUGACGACAACAUCUUAACCUAUUGGCAAUCUGACGGAGCCCAACCCCAUUUGGUUAACAUUCAGUUUCAAAAGAAAGUUAGAUUACAAUUAAUUGUGCUGUAUGUGGAUUUCAAGCUUGACGAGAGUUACACACCUAGCAAAAUUUCCAUUCGUGCCGGUGAUGGCUUUCACAAUUUGAAGGAGAUUAAAACUGUGGAACUUGUGAAGCCUACUGGUUGGGUUUAUCUCUCCUUGUCUGGUGUUGAUCCUCGAGAAACCUUUGUGAACACUUUCAUGCUGCAAAUUGCUGUAUUGUCAAACCAUCUCAAUGGGAGGGAUACUCAUGUCCGGCAAAUCAAAGUUUAUGGUCCUCGACCGAACCCUAUUCCACAUCAGCCAUUUCAAUUUACUUCAAGAGAGUUCAUCACCUACUCUUCCAUACGAUGAUAAUUCAUGGGAGGAAUUAAUCAAGCCAACCUAAUGUUAAAUCGAAUGAGACUCUGCUUACUAAAUGAUUAUAUCAUCUGGAAGGUCUGAAACCAAAUGACUGGUCAUUGAAAUGUCAAAAUAUAUUCACUUCAAAAUUCAUAUAAAAAAUUAUCAUCAGUAAAUGUGGUUAUCAGUAUCCUUUGUUUCUUGCAAGUAUCUAUAGUUUGUUCAGAUGUGCAAAUGCUCAUGAAUAUUUAUUGAAUCAGUCCAUUGGAAUAAUGUGGUCACAAAUUGAUGGUAAAUUUUAACAAAUUAAUAUC